AUGCCCGGACCCUUUAUGCGAAAGAGCAUCGACUCUUUAUCAAAUCUCGUCAGAGGGAAUUCGCUACGACGUCGUCAGACUCAAGAUCAAGACCAGAGCCAGGAACAAGAGCAGUAUCAGUAUCAGUACCCAGAUCAAGCUCAUACUCCAACACCUACAACUAGUGGCCAAGAAGCUUCAAAUAUGGGCCACUCUCAUUCUCGUCAGAGCAGGCAUCGGUACGACUUCUCCGGCUCCGCGAGCAGGAGUCCAGUGUCCCGGUCAACUGGGAAAGCAGCCAUGAAUAGCAGCCAGACUCAAGAUCCCUGGGCCCCUCCGCCGUAUGAACCGCAGGCUGCUGCCGCUGCUGCUCCUGCUUCUUCUACCAUCUCAGGGAGCAGUGAUUCUCCAUAUUCUUUCCUGCGGGAAUUCGAUACGAUCUUCAUCGUGGAUGAUAGUACGAGCAUGCUGACGGGUAACCGUUGGAAGGAGGCCGAAAAUGCUAUCGCUGCUAUCGCGCCUAUUUGUACGCAGUAUGAUCAGGAUGGAAUUGAUGUCUACUUUCUCAAUCAUCGUCGCCAGGGAGCCGAAAAGGUGAAGGGUGGGUAUAUGAAUAUCAGAACAGCGGAUGAUGUUCGUGAGAUCUUUGGGAGUGUGUAUCCGAAUGGUCCGACGCCUUUUGGCCGACGACUUUAUGAAAUCCUCAAUCCGUACAUGCGAGAUUUGCAAAAGGCGAUUUCGAAGGGUGAUGGAUCGCGUGAUUCGGCUCAACUCAUGAAACCACUCAAUAUAAUUGCGAUUACGGACGGGGCGUUUACAGAUGAUGCGGAGAGUGUCAUUGCAGGAGUUGCGCAAAAGCUGGACGAGAAGAAAUAUCAGGCGGUGCCUUGGCAGGUUGGAAUCCAAUUCUUCCAGAUCGGAAAUGAUGCCCAGGCAAGGGCGUAUCUGCAGGAACUCGACGACAAUUUGGCCGAUAUGCAGAAAAAAGACAGUCUCCGUGAUAUUGUGGAUACCGUGCCGUGGAGGGGUGAUCAGGGGCAGACGCUGAGCGCCGAUGGCGUUCUAAAAUGCGUCCUUGGCGCCGUGUCCAGAAAGUAUGAUAAACGCGAAGCAUCGUUUCACCGCUAA
Aspergillus luchuensis is the source of this 1107-nucleotide messenger RNA. RefSeq lists its product as uncharacterized. The transcript has a single exon. The record is from RefSeq and is a predicted model, not a curated record. Bases 1 to 1107 code for a protein of 368 amino acids. NCBI's taxonomy places the organism in Eukaryota, Fungi, Ascomycota, Eurotiomycetes, Eurotiales, Aspergillaceae.